UCCCUUUCUCUCGUCUCUUCAGUCCCUCCGGAAACAUUGGCUCUCUCGUGCGUGCCAUGAGAAGCCUCCUCAGACCUUCAGCUUCAAUCUCUCUCGCCGCCAGGCUCCUCCUUUCGCAGAGCCACUUCAGGAGCGGCGCGUCACGGGCGACUGAACUAGCGGAGCUCGCCUUCGUCUCGAUUCGCAGUCCCUUCGCCCGGUGGGUCUUCACCGACGACUCUCCUCCCCCUCCCGAAUGGGUCGAGCCCUUCAACGACGUCUCCGACAUAGCCUCCACCCCGCGGAACCCGACCCCGUCUCCGUGGGUGGGUCACAUUCUCAAUCUCUUAGACGGGUCCACGGACAUGGAAUUAAAGCUGGAUGACUUUUGUCGUAAGUUCUUGAUCAAGCUGUCCCCGAACUUCGUGUCUUUCGUGUUGCGGUCUGGUCAGGUUAAGGGAAGGCCAGACGUUGCCGUCAGGUUCUUCAGGUGGGCUGCUCGGCAGGGGAGGUACAAGCACAGGAUUGAGUGUUACGUGUCUUUAAUUGAGCUUCUCUCAUUAUCUGGGGAUUUGGAUGGAGUGACGAGUGUCUUUGAGGAGUUGAGGAACUUGGGCUUCUUGAUGACGGUGUCGGCAGCUAAUUCUUUGAUCAAGAGCUUCGGCAGUGUUGGGAUGGUUGAGGAGUUGUUGUGGGUGUGGAGGAAGAUGAAGGAGAAUGGUAUCAAGCCGAGCUUGUAUACCUACAACUUUUUGUUGAAUGGUUUGGUGGAUUCCAUGUUUAUCGAGUCCGCAGAGCGGGUGUUUGAGGUGAUGGAGAAUGGGAGGAUUGGACCUGAUACUGUGAGCUACAACAUAAUGGUGAAAGGACUUAGCAAUGUGGGUAAAACCCAGAAAGCGAUGGAGAAACUAAGGGAUAUGGAAACGAAGAGUGUGGAGCCGGAUAAGAUCACGUAUAUGACUUUGAUUCAGGCGUGUUAUGGUGAAGGGGAUUUCAGUUCUUGUUUGGGACUUUACCGUGAGAUGGAAGAGAAAGGUUUAGAAAUCCCUCCUCAUGCGUAUAGUUUGGUCAUAAGUGGGCUUUCCAAGGAGGGAAAAUGUAUGGAAGCUUAUGCAGUUUAUGCAAGCAUGACUAGAAAUGGUUAUAGAGCAAAUGUGGCAAUCUACACAGCUUUGAUUGAUUCAUAUGCAAAAUGCGGGAGCAUAGAAGAGGGAAUGAGGCUCUUUGACAGAAUGAAGGAUGAUGGGUUUCGCCCGGAUGAGGUCACGUAUGGGGCUGUCAUUAACGGGCUGUGCAAAAAUGGGAGGUUGGAGGAGGCACUUGCACACUUGGAGCACUGUCAGAAUAGUGGGGUGACGGUUAAUGCCAUGAUAUAUUCUAGUAUUAUUGAUGGUCUAGGGAAGGCAGGGAGAGUGGAUGAAGCUGAGAAAUUUUUUGAGGAAAUGGCUCAUAAGGGAUGUUCACGGGAUUCUUAUUGCUAUAAUGCCUUGAUGGAUGCAUUUACAAAGUGCGGUAGAAUUAAUGAAGCACUGGCGCUCUUCAGGAAAAUGGAAGAUGAAGGUUGUGAUCAAACAGUUUACACAUUCACGAUACUCAUUGCUGGCCUUUUUGCGGAGCACCAAAAUGAGGAGGCUUUGAAAUUGUGGGACGUGAUGAUUGACAAAGGGAUCACUCCAAACGCAGCAUCAAUCAGGGCUCUAUCUACUGGACUUUGUCUCUCGGGCAAAGUGGCUAGAGCUUGUAAAAUCUUGGAUGAAUUAGCACCAAUGGGUAUCAUUCCUGAUUCAGCUGUCGAAGAUAUGAUCAAUGUGUUGUGCAAAGCUGGCCGUAUUAAGGAAGCUUGUAGAUUGGCAGAUGGAAUUGUCGAUAGGGGUCGUGAAAUACCGGGAAAAAUACGGACUAUUUUUAUUAAUGCCUUGAGAAAGGCAGGGAGCGCAGAUUUGGCCUUGAAGUUGAUGCACAGCAAGAUUGCUAUUGGCUAUGACCGAGUCGGCAGCGUCAAAAAAAGAGUUAAAUUCCAGACUCUUGUUGAUAGUUGAGUCUUAGGGAAUUCUCUUGUUGCACUGUAUUUAGCGUCAAUUCUACCGUUUGUCUAUGCAAUAAGCUGGGUAAAAUUGUGGCAGAGCCGCAAAAUCUGGGGUUCUCACCCUUAUAGUCUACCUGGGCCUUGUUGAAGUUGUGAUUCCAGAAUCUGUCAGACCCGGUUCUAUUGAUUCUGUACUGGCAAUAGGAGUAGGAAAAUUUGAUUAACUACCUUAAGCUCCUUGUUGCCAAUGAUUCUACAAAGGUGUUUCGAGUGCAUCAAAAGGUCCAUCCAGGUCGUUUGAUGGAAAAAAUUGAGUGCAAGAAUUGGUUGCAUAGAGCAUUUGGUCAGUUUUUGUUCAACUCAAAGUAUGAGCUACUGCUUCAGCAACGCUCUGCCACAAAGGCGACGUUCUCCCUUGUAUGGACGAACACCUGCUGGAGCCACCCAUUGUACCAGGAGUCUGAGCUUCUUGGGGCGAGGAAUGCUGCACAAAGGAAGCUCCUGGACGAGGUGGGCAUUCCUGCUGAAGACGGGCCUGUUGAUGAAUUCAUUCCUCUGGGUCGAAUGCUGUGUAAGCCACCUUCUGAUGAGAAGUGGG
Messenger RNA from Rhodamnia argentea, 2603 nucleotides. RefSeq names its product pentatricopeptide repeat-containing protein At1g03560, mitochondrial. Lineage: Eukaryota; Viridiplantae; Streptophyta; Magnoliopsida; Myrtales; Myrtaceae. Gene Ontology annotation, molecular function: protein binding. The record is from RefSeq and is a predicted model, not a curated record. The coding region runs from base 57 to 2018 and encodes 653 amino acids. The transcript has 4 exons.